AUGUCUCUCUCUCCCCCAAUGCCCCCCUUCAACUCCUCCGACCCAACCGCCUCCUUCCUCUCCUCCUCCUCCCUCGACUUCCUCCUCAUCGAGCUCGUCCCGCUCGCCCAGCGCGUCACCUCCCAGCGCGACUUUCCCUCUCCCUCGAAUCCCGCUGCCGACAGCGCUUCUUCCCCGCGCAAAUCCGAUUCCACUGCUGCUGCUGCUGCCAUCGCGCAUCCGCCCGCCGACUCGCCAAAGAGGAUAGACGACGACGAGCACCUCGAUGCAGUGCACUAUAGGCUCGAGGCGCAGGGCUAUCGCGUCGGACAGGGCCUCGUAGAAAGAUUCUCCCGCGACCGCCCACGCUUCAAUGACACCCUCGACGUCAUCAAGUUCCUCUGCAAAGACCUCUGGUCCCUCGUCUUCGGCAAGAACAUUGACAACCUCAAGACAAACCACCGAGGAGUCUACGUCCUCACCGACAACGCCUUCCGCCCAUUCUCACGCAUGAGCACAGAAACCGGCAGCCAAGCCGUCCUUCGCGCACAGCCCUUCCUAUGGUUUCCCUGCGGCAUCAUUCGCGGCGCUCUGGCUGCCCUGGGUAUCAGCGCCACCGUUCAAGCCGAGGUCAACGAGCUACCAGCAGCUAUAUUCCAAAUCAAAACCCUCGCCGCCAAGCCAUAAUAACCGAGCCGCCGUAUGACAACUUUGCCCGACUCAAAUCUACCAAAAGACGGAGAGCAAAAAGAUGGAUGAUCCAUACGUGAAU
Molecule: messenger RNA, 751 nt
Organism: Trichoderma virens Gv29-8
Lineage: Eukaryota; Fungi; Ascomycota; Sordariomycetes; Hypocreales; Hypocreaceae
Exons: 4
Coding region: 1-666 (221 amino acids)
Biological process (GO): endoplasmic reticulum to Golgi vesicle-mediated transport; regulation of GTPase activity
Cellular component (GO): trans-Golgi network; cis-Golgi network; TRAPP complex
Source: RefSeq, a predicted model, not a curated record